This is a messenger RNA of Ilex paraguariensis (yerba mate), 537 nucleotides long. The record is from the annotation of a GenBank genome assembly. NCBI's taxonomy places the organism in Eukaryota, Viridiplantae, Streptophyta, Magnoliopsida, Aquifoliales, Aquifoliaceae.
AUGUUCCAUUUCGUGUCGCAUGAUGGAUACUCAGACGAAACAGUAGCUUUCUUAUUUGGAGAUGUGGGUACUGCAACACCAUACAACACCUUUGACCAUUCGCCACAGGAAAGCAUAUCAACCACGAAGUGGAUCAGUCGGGAUAUUGAAGCUCUUGGUGACAAGCCUACCCUUGUCUCACAUAUUGGAGAUAUCAGCUAUGCAAGAGGCUACUCAUGGUUGUGGGACAACUUUUUCACUCAGAUUGAACCUAUGGCCUCCAAGGUCCCCUACCACGUGUGUAUCGGUAAUCAUGAAUAUAACUGGCCAUUACAGCCAUGGAGACCUGAAUGGUCCUACUCAAUAUUUGAGAGCGAUGGGGGUGGUGAAUGUGGAGUACCAUAUGGUCUCCGGUUCAACAUGCCUGGAAAUUCUUCAGAACCAACUGGAACACAUGCCCCAGCCACUCGAAACCUUUACUACUCAUUUGAUGUGGGGGUGGUGCAUUUUGUUGAUAUAUCAACUGAAACCAAUUUCUACCGGGAGCAGCCAGUAUAA